Molecule: messenger RNA, 2177 nt
Organism: Fusarium oxysporum Fo47
Lineage: Eukaryota; Fungi; Ascomycota; Sordariomycetes; Hypocreales; Nectriaceae
Exons: 4
Coding region: 228-1829 (533 amino acids)
Biological process (GO): protein neddylation
Cellular component (GO): cytoplasm
Molecular function (GO): NEDD8 activating enzyme activity
Source: RefSeq, a predicted model, not a curated record
CACCGUCUUCACCCACUCCAUUCGAGAGCUUCAUCAACAGCAUCUAUACCAGCAGUCUCUCACAUCUUAUCGAGGGUCUCGCGGCACUCGUUUAUCCGAAGUCCGUCUGCUCGCUGUGUGACUUCUUACAGAGCAAGCUACGCGGUGCCACAUCGCAUCAUUACCUGGACAGUCACAGUCACAGUCACGUACAAGUACACUCUCGUUCAUCAGCAACGGACCUCAAUAUGGCCGAUGUCAUGAUCCAGACCCCUCCGGUACUUCAAGGUCCAUCAGAGAAGGAGCGGAAAUAUGACCGCCAACUCCGACUUUGGGCUGCCUCUGGUCAGGCUGCUCUCGAGUCGGCCAAUAUUCUCCUCGUUAACUCCGGUGCUGGUACUGUCGGCGUUGAGACUCUCAAGAAUCUUGUUCUGCCUGGUAUUGGCCGAUUCACCAUUGCCGACCAGAACGCUGUAACUCAUCAAGAUUUGGGUGUCAAUUUCUUCGUAGAUGAUAGCUGGCUGGGCAAGCCCAGAGCUGAAGCUUGCACCAAUUUUCUCUUGGAACUUAACCCUGAAGUACAGGGUGGGUGGUAUCCUAAAACCCAGGAUGAAUCUUUCCACCUAGAUCACCUACUCAGUAGCUCGCCAACAUUCACCAUGAUCCUAUAUGCUCUUCCUUUGCCUCAUGAUCAGGUCCAGCUAAUUCAAAAUUAUUCUCACCAACAUAAAAUUCCUACAAUUGCGGUUCAUUCCGUGGGAUACUACUCCUACUUCAAGACCACCUUACCCGGCACAUUUCCUAUCGUUGACACCCAUCCCGACGAGACCGCCACUACAGAUCUGCGACUUCUAGCCCCUUGGCCUGAACUCCUUGAGUUUUCCCAGAGCAUGACUGAAAACAUCGACAACCUCGAUAGUCAUGAGCAUGGUCACUUACCUAUGGUCGUUAUUCUCCUUCAUUGUCUAGAGCAAUGGAAAGAAGCUCACGACGGCGCUUACCCUACCAGCUACAUCGACAAGACCGCAUUCCGCAAAACUGUCUCCGAAGCCAUGAGGACAGACAACCCUGAGGGAGGUGAAGAGAAUUUUGAAGAGGCUAUAGCUGCUGUGAUGAAGCAUGUCGUAACCCCCUCCCUUCCUAGUUCUCUUCGACAAGUAUUUGACUAUGUGCACCAAGAUCCUGAGGAGAUCAACUCUGGCUUCUGGGUCAUCACAGAGGCUGUGAAACGAUUCUAUGACGAACAUGGCCGUUUACCUGUCCCUGGAGGACUGCCUGACAUGAAGGCUCAAUCCAACGUGUACAUCAAACUACAGAACAUCUACAAAGAACGGGCUCGCCAGGAUGUUGGUCAAGUUUUGGAAACCGCUCGAAGUCUUCCUGGCGGUCAGGACGUGGAUCCCGAGCAGGUCGAGCUCUUCUGCAAGAAUGCUCCUUUUAUCAAGCUCAUUAAUGCCCCUGGAGACAAGACUACCAGUCUCGAUAAGCUUGUCGAACAAGAGCUAGCAAACGACGAGAUGUCAGCCUUUGCUGGGCCCGAGAUGCCUCUAUCCCUGGUCCCACUGUACCUCGCCCUGUUGGCAACGUCCAAUACCAAGACUGCUUCUGCAGAUGAGAUUAUGGGUUUCAUUGGUAAGGCCGCACCAAAAGCCACGGAAAAUGAACGUUACAAGAAGACUGCCCAAGAGGUUGAGCGCGCGGCCGGCGGCGAGCUUCACAACAUAUCAGCCCUCACGGGUGGCAUGGUUGCUCAAGAGAUGAUCAAAAUCAUCACCAAGCAAUACGUGCCCAUCGAGAACACUUGUAUCUUCGACGGUAUCGACAGCCGUUGUCAGGUCCUCCGCCUGUAAAAAGUAUCAGUCCUUGGAGGUAUCUGAUGGGAAAGAUGGAAACGGAGUAAUGUCACGAUUAAUGACUGGAUAGAAGGAUUCACAAUAUAAAACAUCGCAUCGAACGACUUUGAAAGCAGCAAUGGACAUCGUGGAGUAGGUCAACGUGGUAGGGUCUCCUGACGCCAUCUUCUGAAUGAGAACAGGUUUCGGUUUCAACAUCGCGAUUCUCCCUCAACCCCAACCACAGAUAUCGACCACGUGUUCGCCGCAGCCGUGAACAAAAGACGAUACUUCCCAUCUGAAGCAAGAAGCCCAAGACAAGAAGAGACACGCAUCCAGCAAAAAACAUACAACAGCGGGGAUUCG